Messenger RNA from Dendronephthya gigantea, 867 nucleotides. RefSeq lists its product as uncharacterized. Lineage: Eukaryota; Metazoa; Cnidaria; Anthozoa; Malacalcyonacea; Nephtheidae. The transcript has 4 exons. Bases 1 to 867 code for a protein of 288 amino acids. The record is from RefSeq and is a predicted model, not a curated record.
AUGGAAGAAUGGGGGCAGUGUGAUACAUCUGAUUCAAAGGAUAAUAAAUUACUUUGCUUUGUCCAUACACUUUCACCAGUGAAAAAAGCUACAAAUUCUGGCAGACAAUAUUUUCACUGCACACUUCAGACAAAAAAUAAGGCAGUAAGAGCAGUAUGCUUUUUCCCAGAAAAACAUGAGAAGUUUCAGUCCAGUGAACAAAGCAAAAGUCCAUUAAAGCUAGAAAAUUGCAAGCAACCUGAGAAGCUAAGGAAGCAAGAACUUAUUAUCCGAGACAAUACAGGUUCCAUUGAACUUGUUCUUUGGAAUGAGUAUGUUGACCUGCUGGAAGCUCACAAGACAUAUAUUCUAACAAACUUGAGACUAAAGGAGUCAAAGCACUUUAACACAGCAAAGUCAGAAAAAUUCUCAUAUGAAGAGACUACAGCAUUCAUCCAACCUUUGGUAGAAAUUGAAGAGGAUGUCAAGCAACUGACAACAUCAAGUGCGUUUGCAAAAAUCAUUGGUUUUCAGAGUGCAACAAGAAACCUGCUCUGUGCAUCCUGCAACAAAAAGGUAACACAAAAGGCUGGAUCGAAGGUAGGCAGUUGUGAAGGAUGCAAACUGAUGCAAAAAAUCAGUGCCUGUAAAUGUAACUGGAAUGUUAGAAUUUUGUUUGAAACCAGUGAGCUGAAAAAGACUCGUUUGACUAUCUUCAAUAAUCAUUGCUUGCAAAAAUUGUUAAACCUUGAAAUGUCCAUCUGUGACCUAAAUUCAACAACUGAAGAUGAUCUGGUUCUUGCUUUACUUGGAUUUGAAAGCACAUACAAAGUCACAUAUGACAACAUUGAAAAUACUGUUAUAGAUAUUGAGUUAGAUAAACUUUGA